Messenger RNA from Globicephala melas (long-finned pilot whale), 7710 nucleotides. NCBI's taxonomy places the organism in Eukaryota, Metazoa, Chordata, Mammalia, Artiodactyla, Delphinidae. The record is from RefSeq and is a predicted model, not a curated record.
CUCUGCGGUUCUCCUUUGCGCACGCGCAUUUUUGUCCGGCGGCCUGGCGGCGGCGGCGACAACAAAUAUCCCUGCUCUAGGUGUUCCCCUUGCCUGCAGUAAGGGCCGCAGCUUCGAGUCGCCGUCCUGGCGAGCCCAGGUGCCUUCUCCAAAAGGAGCAGCAGGAGGGAGACAUGGCCACAAGAUUGCUGCCAGCCCAGGCUCUGGAGUCUGUGACAUUCAGGGAUGUGGCUGUGUUCUUCAGCCGGGAUGAGUGGUUGCAUCUGGACUCUGCGCAGAGAACCUUGUACCAGGAGGUGAUGUUGGAGAACUACAGCACUCUGUUCUCGCUGGGGAUUCUGUUUUCCAAACCAAAAGUUAUCCUCCAGUUAGAGCAAGGGGAAGACCCCUGGAUGGUGGAAAAUGGAGUUUCUCAAAGCACAUGUCUAGGAUGGGACAGCUUGUUUGAAACCACAGUUUCUGAAGAAGAAAAUCAGGAAGUAAUGAAUCAACUCAUAGGUGAUGGUCCUUUUGACUUCAAGUUGGGAGAAAUUUACAUAAAUGAGGAAAAACUAGAGAAUCAGCAAGGCAAAAAGAACAGACCUUUGAGGGGAGUCUUAGUUACCAUCAAGAAAACUUGUAUGAAGGAGAAGAGCUUUACAGGUAUUGACCUUGGGAAAAAUCUUGAUCUAAAAUUAUCACUUAUUAGAAAACCCAGAAUUGUUUCCAGAGGAAGGAAAUCCUGUUCACAGCAGUAUUCAAUUCUAUUUAAACAGCUGGGAAUCAACACAGUGCGUAAGUGUUACAAGUGUAGUAUCUGCGGGAAAAUCUUCCUCCACAGUUCUUCUCUGAGUAAACAUCAGAGAAUCCAUACUGGAGAGAAGCUCUAUAAAUGUAAGGAAUGUAGGAAAGCUUUUAGCCAAAGCUCAUCUCUAACUCAGCACCUGAGAGUUCAUACUGGAGAGAAGCCUUAUAUAUGUAGUGAAUGUGGAAAAGCCUUCAGUUUCACUACAUCUCUCAUUGGACAUCAGAGAAUGCAUACUGGAGAGAGACCCUAUAAAUGUAAUGAAUGUGGAAAAACAUUUAAAGGUAGUUCAUCCCUUAAUAAUCACCAGCGAAUUCAUACUGGAGAAAAGCCCUAUAAGUGUAAUGAAUGUGGGAGAGCCUUUAGCCAGUGCUCAUCUCUCAUUCAGCAUCAUAGAAUUCAUACUGGAGAGAAACCGUAUGAAUGUAGUCAGUGUGGGAAAGCCUUUACUUCAAUAUCGCGGCUAAGUAGACACCAUAGAAUUCAUACUGGAGAGAAACCCUUUAAUUGUAAUGAGUGUGGAAAAGUAUUUAGUUACCACUCAGCUCUUAUUAUACAUCAGAGAAUUCACACUGGUGAGAAACCUUAUGCCUGUAAAGAAUGUGGGAAAGCCUUCAGCCAAAGCUCAGCUCUUAUACAACAUCAAAGAAUUCAUACUGGAGAAAAACCUUACAAAUGUAAUGAAUGUGGGAAAGCUUUCUCCUGGAUUUCACGGCUUAAUAUACACAACAGAAUCCAUACUGGAGAGAAACCAUAUAACUGUAAGGAAUGUGGAAAGGCCUUCAGUUCCCACUCAGCAGUUAAUACUCAUCGAAAAAUUCAUACUGGAGAGAAACCUUAUAAAUGUAAUGACUGUGAAAAAGCCUUCAACCAAAGCUCAGCUCUCAUUCAGCACCAGAGAAUUCAUACUGGAGAGAAACCGUAUAACUGUAAAGUAUGUGGGAAAGCCUUUAGACAGAGUUCAUCCCUUAUGACACAUACGAGAAUUCAUACAGGAGAAAAGCCUUAUAAAUGUAAAGAAUGUGGGAAAGCUUUCAGUCAGAGCUCAUCCCUUACAAAUCAUCAGAGGACUCAUACUGGAGAAAAACCGUCUGGGCUGGCAAGUGCGCAGGCCGGGCGGGGACGCGCGCUGGGGCACCAGGGAGACGCCCCGGGCGGGUGGGUCUGGAGGCUGUCUGCACGGCCCAAGCCACGGUGCUUCGAGGGCGUCGCUCCCUCCCUCCCUACCCCCUACCCCCCAGACUCGCGGGGAGGGAGCACCCCUUCCAGACCUACCUUGUCAAGCACGCUGCUCUCCCUUGACAGGAAAACUAAGAAGGAAAGAAUGGCUGUGGAUUUGCUGCCUGCUCAGGUGACAGAGUCAGUGACGUUUAGGGAUAUAGCUGUGCUCUUCAGCCGGAACGAGUGGUUGCACCUGGACUCUGCCCAGAGAACCUUGUACCGGGAGGUGAUGCUGGAGAACUACAGCACCUUGGUCUCGCUGGGGAUUCCAUUUUCAAUGCCAAAGUUGAUCUGCAAGUUGCAACAUGGAGAAGAUCCCUGUAUGGUGGAAAGAGAAAUCCCUCAAGAUACCUGCCUAGGUUUCAAGACAUGGCCUGAAAUAGAAGCAUUGCCUCCUGAACAGGACAUUUCUAUAGAAGAAACAUCUCAGGGAAUAAUAAAGAAAAAAUCCAUUAAGUUUGGUCACUUGGAUGUCACGUUUGGAGAAACUUUGGAAUUUGAGGGCAGGAGACAGCAAGAGCAACAGAAAAAACCUCUCAGGCAAAUGAUGGCCUCACACAAAAAAACCAUCAGUGAAGCUGGAAACCAGACAAGUCUUGAAUUAGGGAAAGGCUUAUUUAUAAAUACAGUUCUUGUUAGACAACAAAGUGCUCCUAUAGAAAGGAUACCCAAUAUAUAUUAUACUUCUGGGGGAGAUUUUAAACAGAAUUUUGAUCUAAUGAGGUGUUUCCAGAUUUACCCAGGAGAAAAAGCUCAUAUUUACAGUGAAUAUGGAAAAAGCUUCAACCAGAGUCUACAUCUUACUGAACACCAGAGAAUUCAUACUGGUGAGAAACCUUACAAAUGUAAUGAGUGUGGGAAAACCUUCAGCCACAGAUCAUCCCUUCUUGCCCAUCAGAGAAUUCAUACUGGAGAGAAACCUUACAAAUGUAAUGAAUGUGAGAAAGCAUUUAGCAGUAGUUCAACCCUUAUCAAACAUCUGAGAGUGCAUACUGGAGAGAAACCCUAUCAGUGCAAGGAAUGUGGUAAAGCCUUUAGCCAGUGUUCAACCCUCACUGUACAUCAGAGAAUUCAUACUGGAGAGAAACUCUAUAAAUGUGGAGAAUGUGAGAAGGCCUUCAAUUGUAGAGCAAAACUUCAUAGACAUCAAAGAAUCCAUACAGGUGAGAAACCCUAUAAAUGUAGUGAAUGUGGGAAAAGUUACAUCCAGUUUACAUCCCUGGCUGAACAUCAGAGGCUUCAUACUGGAGAACAACUGUGUAAAUGCUUGGAAUGUGGGAGAAACUUCACUCGCAUCUCAACCCUUAUUGAACAUCAGCGUAUUCAUACUGGACAAAAACCAUAUCACUGUAAUGAAUGUGGGAAAGCCUUCAACCAGUAUUCAUCCUUUAAUGAACAUCAGAAAAUUCAUACUGGGGAAAAACUUUACACAUGUGGAGAAUGUGGGAAAGCCCUUGGUUGCAAAUCUAACCUUUAUAGGCAUCAGAGAAUUCAUACUGGAGAGAAACCCUAUCAGUGUAAUCAGUGUGGAAAAGCUUUCAGCCAAUAUUCAUUCCUAACUGAACAUGAGAGAAUCCAUACUGGAGAGAAACUCUAUAAAUGUAUGGAAUGUGGGAAAGCCUACAGUUACAGAUCAAACCUUUGUAGACACAAAAAAGUUCACAAUAAAGAAAAACUCUAUAAAUGGAAGGAAUAUGGGAUCAGAGAAUUUCUUAGAGGAGAAAAGCCCUGUGAGGUUUAAUUCAUCUCUCAAAUAAUUUAAGAUUUUUCAUUGGAGAAUAAUCAGGAGAAUAAUAAAUAGGGCACAGACUUCUGAUAGAUCAAGUCUUUUUUUCUUCUUCUUCUAGAGAAAAUAGUUACCAUUAAGUAAUGGUAAAAUUAAUCAACGAAUAUUAAGAGCACUGACUUGUCAAAUUUUAUAAGAACCAGUAAAUUAUAAGGUUUCUAAAAACAUAAAAAUUUUAAAUUCAUAGAAAAAUGUAAAAGUCCUAAGUUUAAAAAACAUGAAAAUAAUGGAAUGUAAGUUUUAUUUCCUUCAUUAGAUUUUAUUCCUUUCUAACAGUAAUCUUCAAUAUGAAUUUUCUUUUAAAAAUAGUCAUUGAGUUAUUAAUAACGUGAAUAAGUAUGGAGCCUUAUUUUCUAAAAUGGCAGACAGAUGUAGGACAUGCUUUCUUUCAUAAAGAGAAGCUAAAAAUAGAAAGGACUUCUUUAAAUUUAGAUUUUCACAUGGAAAUAAUCAAGCUCACUUUUUAUGAACUGCCUCACCAGCAAUCUAUACUUAUACAUGUAUCCACAUAAAUGUGUAUGUAUGCAUGUGUAUAUAUACACACACAGAAUUUUGGAUUAUAUGUAUAUUUUUCCCAAAAGUCUUUGAUGAUUAAAAAAUGUGGUUUUAUUAAUUUAGAAUUUAGUUUUGAAAAUUAAAAUUUUGCCCAGUGGUGUCUCUUCCUUUUCCUUAUAUUAUUUUUUAUAUGAUAUGAUUGCUGAAUAGUCUUUAGAAGUUGGAGUAAACUGAAACAAAUGGAGAGACUGUCAUGCAAAUACUCUCUUAUAGGUUGCAGAAGGGAUAUAUUUCCAGAAUCUGAUUAUACACCUGGUAGCUCAUUAGAGCCAGGAGAGAUUUUAAUUUAGUUUAUUUAUAGCCUUUCAUUUUACUAAUGAAGAAAUUGAGCUUAUUGAGUAGCGUUAAGACUAGAAUCUAGGUCUUCAGUUUUUAUGUGGUAAUUUUAGGUUCAUUUCCAACCUCAAGUCCCAAGAGUCCAAGUCCCAAAGCUAUUUGUUUUGUAAACUGGUUAGGCACAAUUGCAUUAAUUUAAUCAGUUUUAUUUUUAUGUUUGAUAAGUUCCCCCUGACUUUAAUCUUAAUAAUUGACUUAAAAUCAUGUUUUUUCUUUUUAUUAUAUGUCCCUAAUUAUACCUGCUGUUUUAGUAACUGUACAUAAAUCCUGAAACCCAGCUGAGGUACGGAUGGUGAAAUUGCAUUUGGGGGUUUCACGUACAAGAUUGCCUUUUUGUUUAUUUUUGUUUACACAUCUUUUAGGACUUCUUUUGUGUAAAGUGAUACAUGAAUAUUUUAUUAUUAAACAUUCUAAUCAUCAGUUAAAACUGGUUAUCCAAACAUUUUCCGUGUUUUUUAGAAAGAUUUCAUUUUCCCCUGGGCCUACUUCCUCCAAUUUUAUAUUUUACUUUCACAAUUGGUAUCAUUCAAAAAAUUGUUCUAGUAAAAUUAUUUAGAACUCUCUAUCUGAGAAAGGUUUUAGAAUUAAACUCAAGCAUUCAGCAUUUGACUUGUCUUAGCUCAUUAGAAAGUGUUCUCUUGGGAAUUCCCUGGUGGUCCAGUGGUUAGGAGUCAGUGCUUUCACUGCCAGGGCCCUAGUUCCAUCCCUGGUCAGGGAACUAAGAUUCCGCAAGCUGCAUGACACGGCCAAAAAAAGUGUUUUCUUAUAUAUUUAAGUAUAUUUAUAAGGAAAAUGAAGAUUUUAAACCCCAGUUUUUAACAUCAUACAGAGCCAUUUGCAAGAUAUUCUAGAUAAAAACAUAUUUGAUUACCCAAUAGCAGUGACCAAACUUAGUACGAAGAUUUUGGUUUCUAAAUGCCAUUUCCCACUAAAAGGAACUAGGGCUCCUUGGAGAAAUGGCUGAUUCCAUAUUUGGAACAUGGAAAAUGUAAGGUAUGCCUGGAAUAUUUUUAAUGAAACAAAGCACGCAGAGACUAAUGGGAUAAUGUCAGAAGGACCUGGGGGACAAUUUAAAGGAGCUCCCACAGGUCAAAUUUAGGACAAUUUAAACAUCAAAAAGAAUAAUCACAGUAAUUGGUUAUAACAUGUUAAGUAAAAUAAAAUGAGCCUAUAAUGAAAAAAUAGAGAAAAAAAAAGAAAAGCUCUUUAUGUACUUAUUUGAAGAAUGUCAUCGUUCAUUGUACAUGGAGUGACAGAUUUAGAAAAACCACCAUCUUACAACCCUUACUGUAAUUAAAUCAGGCAUGUUCAAUGGAUGGGGAAACCCUAUUAGGUGAAAAAAAAUUAACAAACAUUAUUUACAUGAUGUCAAAAGAUCACAGAUACCAAUUGCAAAGGAAAGAUAUGCCUUUAUAAUGGAGAGAUCUGGCUGUCAAACUUAAUUUCUCUACUAGUGGGACAACCUGACAUGUGACUCGUGACAAGAUGCAGUAUGAAGUACACAUGAUCAUUGUGAUGUAUUCUUGCCAAAAAAAUUUUGAUGAAAAUCUAAUUAAAUCUCUUAUCUAGACUGAUCUUCCUGUCACAAGAAAUACAAGGAAUAGAGGAACAAGUUGAAUUACAUAGUAAGGAAUUAAACCCAGAAUGUGAGUUACUACACAUGACAGCUUGUCUGGACUUUUCAAAAAGCCAAUGUAAUAAAACAAAAAAUGGAGUCUUCUAGAUUAAGACACUCGAGAUAUAACCAACUGCAAGGUGUGACUCUUAUUUGGGAUCUGAUUCAGAAAAAUCAGAACAACUGUAAGGACAUUUGGGGGGACACUUGGGGAAACACGAGGAUAGAAUUGGUAUUAGAUAAUGUGGUAUGUUUAAUUUUCCUAGGUAUAAUGGGGGUAUUGAGGUAUAAAGGACAAUAUCCUUAUUCUUAGGAGAUGCAUGCAAAAGUUUUCAAGUUUGAAGAGUCAUGAUGUUUGCAGCAUAUUUCAAAUAAAUAUGUCAAAAUUAGUCAACUGUUGUUGACUCUUUGUGGAGGAUAUAGUUAUGUUCAUUGGUCAUUCUCUAAACUUUUCUGUAUGUUCAAAUUUUAAUUAAAAAUUGAGGCAAAAUGUGAUUGGAAAAGUGAUGAAUAUGAAACUUGCAGUCAAUAUUCUUCCUUUGUACUUAUAAAUUUCCUGUUUGAGAGUUUAUCCCAUAUGGAUAUAAUCAUUGGAAAUAACUUUGGUUGGUUCUGGUUCCACCUUAUGGAAUAAGCACACACCACCUUAUAUCUCCCACUAAAUCUGACUAAAAAUCCUAGAGAAUGCAUGGAGCCGCUGCCUGAGGAUCCUGAAAAGUAAUGGUAGCAGGCAGAUUUGGGAAGGAAACCAGAUUUUGAAAUAAGGCCAGUCUGGCACUCCCAGACAUUCUAGUGGUGAGGACACUGGUGGUUGAACAGACAUCUAAACCUCUGAGGGAGGAGAACCCUUAUCUCUGGUCAGAGGAACUGUGGGCCAAAAGGUUGGAAGAAUCCCCACUGCUUUUCUUCUCUAUCUUUUUGCUACUUGGACCUGGAGGUAGAUAUAUCCAUUAGGUGUGUACCAGAGAGGAGAACCUAAAGCCUUGGUAUUUUAACCAGAAGACCAGGAAUAGAAGUGGCCCCUGGGAGCUGGAAUGUGUCAGAGUGGUGACAGAAAAGAAAACUCAGGAAAGCCAUCUCAUAAAGUUGUGUAUAUAAUCCCAGACUCACCCCCUGAUCUGGACCCAGAGUCUCAUUGAAAACGCACAGGAUAUAAUGCAGAAUUGCACAAAGUAUAAAAAUCAGGAAAAUUGCAACAAUUCAUCAGGAAAAAGAAAACAGGCACUGCCCCAAGAUGACACAAAUGUUGAAAUUAUAAAGUAGGUGUUAUAAAAAUGUUUCCAAAAAUGUGAGCAUUCUUGAAUGGAAACUUCAAAAUUCUCAGCAGGAAAAUAAUAUAUUAAAAGGAACCAAAUGGAAAUUUUAGAACUGAAAAAUACAGUCACGAAAUUUACCAAAAAAAAAAAAAAAGAA